Molecule: messenger RNA, 658 nt
Organism: Effrenium voratum
Lineage: Eukaryota; Dinophyceae; Suessiales; Symbiodiniaceae
Source: the annotation of a GenBank genome assembly
AGCCAUUUUCCCAGCACAAGCUGCUGGACGCCUGUACUUACUUAUAGAAGGAGCCGGAGAUUUCAAGUGCAGGCCAUGGCCCGUCCCGGAGCGCUUCUCCUGGGCGCCAUCGCUGCGGCGCUCUGGCUUCGGACGACUAGGGAGAGCUUCAGCUUUGUGAACGGCGCCCCUCGGUCCGUCUUGAGAGCGCCAGCAGUUGGCAUGCAGUCCGAGAAGGUCGACAAAAUUGUGGACUCCAUGAAGGAGCUGACCUUGCUGGAAGCCUCAGAGCUCGUGAAGGCCAUCGAGGAGACUUUCGGCGUAGAUGCUUCAGCCAGCGCCGGGGCUGUGGUCAUGGCGGCCCCCGGCGGCGGAGGUGGCGAGGAGGAAGCGGCCCCUGAGAAGACCGAGUUUGAUUUGGUCCUGAAGGAGGUGCCUAAAGAAAAGAAGAUCGCCGUGAUCAAGGCCAUCCGAAGCAUUACAGGACUUGGUCUCAAAGAUGCAAAGGCGCAAGCAGACAACCCCGGCAAGGUUCUCGAGGGCAAGCCCAAAGACGUUUGCGAGGAUGCCAAGAAGCAGCUCGAGGAGGCCGGCGCCAAGGCGGACAUCGAGUGAGCGAUGCGCUUUUGGUGUCAACCAGGGGGUACGAGCCAAGAUGCACUGGCUGCAGCUGUUACCA